Guillardia theta CCMP2712 is the source of this 2154-nucleotide messenger RNA. RefSeq lists its product as hypothetical. The coding region runs from base 1 to 2154 and encodes 717 amino acids. The transcript is spliced from 15 exons. The record is from RefSeq and is a predicted model, not a curated record. Lineage: Eukaryota; Cryptophyceae; Pyrenomonadales; Geminigeraceae. Gene Ontology annotation, molecular function: protein binding.
AUGGGCUUCUUGAGGCAGCCUGCUGUGUUUGGAGCCAUCUGCUCGCUAAGAAAUGUUCCCUUCCUCUCCUUUUUGUUUCUGCUCACCUCGAUCGUCUCGUAUCCUCCUCGCCCUGUACACCAAGUAGCUCCUGCUGUCCUCGGCAUGGUCCCCUUGGUGGGCGUCUCGCGACUGAGAGGAGGGUCAUUGAUCGAUGAGAAAGAGAACAAGAUGGAGGAAUUCAUUGAAAACCUCAAACUCCCUCCCCCAGAGCCCCAGGCUCCCGCCUUCGGACCUCUACAUCUCACCUGGAGCAUGGCGGCUCCUGAAGCUGAAGACUGGAGGAGGAGCCUUCUGCGACAGAUGGACAAGCCUGAGAAGGAGAGAGAAGGAGAAGAAGAUGACGAUGACGAUGAGGACGAGGAAAUUGAUGAUGAGUACGGUGGUCAGUACUCCAAGUAUCAAGAGAAGUGGGGAGGAAGACGAGCGAAGGACCAGCUCUUCAAGGUCCCCUCUCGGUCAAAGGAGCAGCAGGAGCCGUUGGAAGCAAGGGAGCAGGUGCUUUCGAGCUCGUCGGCAGAGAUCUUCCGUCGAUUCAUGCUGGGGAUGGAUCGGGGAGGUAGGAAGGAUGGCAGCAGCACCAAGGCAGACGCUGGUGUGAACAUCCUAGGACGGGGAAUCGCCAGAGAGCUGAGGGAAGAGAGAAGAAACAGACACCUGAAGCUGAUUGAAGCAGACGAGAGGAGCAGAGGUAUGAAGAAGCAGGAGGAGCCUGUGGAGCAGGAGGGGCCGGCACCGCCCAACGAGGAGGAGCUGUUGGAACAGUGGCAUGGACCUGCGGCCCUCAAAAACUCUCCCGAUACCGACAACACAUCGUUGCCCUGCUCCCCUGCCGAGGAGGAGGAGCUCACACGCAAGAGCGAAAGCACACUGAGGGCAGCUAUCGAACUUUCUCCCGGCAGCGCAGAGACCUGGUACAGGCUGGGAAUCCUGCUGGAACGAGACAAGAACGACAAGGAGGAAGCGGAGAAAAGCUACGGAGAAGCCCUGCGGAUUGAUAAAGACCACCUGGAAGCAGCGAUGAGCCUAGCGAGAUGCCUUCACCUUCGCGGGCUAUAUGGGGAUGCGGAGAAUUUGUAUCGCCACGUCUUAUCAAGAGAUCAACACCACAUCGAUGCUCUCUGCAACUUUGCUGCGCUGCUCCACGACGUCCUUCACAGCCUCGGAAGCUCAAAGCAGCAAGUGGAAGCUCUCUUUCUCCGGGCGAUGCAGAACACCAACUGCUCGGCACAGACAUACUUUGCUUACGCUUCAUGGCUGCAAAACACAGAAGGAGAGGCUGGGGUGAUCGCGGAGCUCUACGGGAAGGCCUUACAGGAGGAUCCUUCUCACCUCCCGAGCUUGAGGGCUGCUGGACGGUUGCUGGGGGGGGCUGGACUUGGUAGAAAUGCUACCCUUCUGUAUGAAAAAGCGGUCCAGUUGGAACCUCGACACCUCCCGACCCGCUACAACUUCGCGUGCGUCCUGCAGAGGACAUGCAACUACUACCUCGAGAAGUUGGAGGGAGGGAGGAUGAGCAGGAGGAGAAUUGAGCAGGUGGAGGUUGGAGGCAGGAAGGCGCCAGUGUUGGACAUGUACGAGGAGUUUCUGACUGAGGAGGAGCAGAAGCAGCACAUGCAGGAGUUGAGGUCCAGCGCGAUCAAGGAGUACGAGGCUAUCCUGAAGAUGGCUCCCCACCAUCCUCCCUCCCUCUGCAACCUCGCUCUCCUCUAUACGCAGGAGGAGGCGGGCAAGGACAAGGACGAGAUUGAGCGGCUUCUCCUCCUCGCCGCUGAGAUUGUUUCCAACGAUAAGACACGAAUGCCUGGGAUAACCAGAGAUUUUCGAGCGGACGUCUGGUGUGCGUAUGGAGCUUUCCUGGAGGAGGAGAGAGGCAACCAGGCGGCAGCUAGUCGAGCCUACGCUGAAGCCCUUCAGGCUGACCGGAAUCACCUCUGUACUUUGAUGCGGUACGCGAACAUGGCUGCCACUGUGCAGAAAGAUUACAAGGUUGGGGAAUGCCUCUAUCGCCAUCUCAUCGCAUUGGUACCUGAAGAAUGUGACAUCUGGCUCUCCUACGCCGACUGCCUCCAGUCCCUGGAGGAUUAUCCCGACGCUGAGCAGGCCUUCAAGUAG